Molecule: messenger RNA, 351 nt
Organism: Cladophialophora bantiana CBS 173.52
Lineage: Eukaryota; Fungi; Ascomycota; Eurotiomycetes; Chaetothyriales; Herpotrichiellaceae
Exons: 2
Coding region: 1-351 (116 amino acids)
Source: RefSeq, a predicted model, not a curated record
AUGGAUUCUCUGGCGCCUACCGAUGAGGGCAUUUCGAGCCUCUCGCAGAAAUCCACUACCUCAACUCUAGUAUGCUAUCAAGAUCCAGCCAAGGACGACGUUGUUGACAAAUGGAUGAAAGACACUUACGCGAACCUUGAGAAGGUCUCGGUGGGGAUAUAUGCGGCUGAUUACGACAAGGAACAAAGACUAUCUAGGGUCAUGACUGAUUCAGCACUUCGAAAGUGGCUCAGUAUUCGAGAAAAAUAUGAUCCCAAGGGACUAUUUACAGGACACCAUGGAUUUGCUAGCGUUCUACCGGAAAAUCAACUAAACAGAGACUCGGCGAACAGGAGCAAGAAAGAUACCUGA